GAAUCAUUUCGAUAUGCCCGAGACAGCUCUCGCUUGCUGCCGGAUCUGCUGGGCUCCUUGACCUGGCUCCCUGCUUCAACGGCGUCGGCGAGCCGUCCUCCUCCCAUCCGGAAGGCUGCAUGAAGCAUUCCUGAAGGUCUCCAAUUUUCCAGUUACAUGUGAUGCGACUAUAAAUGGAGAGUGGAACCAGUGAAGACAAUCUCUUGGAGUUGGAGCUCAUUGUAAACAAUCCACGAGCAGAGCCGAGAAAACUGUCACUACGACUUCUAGAAGACAUCACGAAUAAUUUCUGUGAAAAAGAGAUUAUUGGAAGGGGUGGGUUUGCAGCUGUUUACAGGGGGUGACUUAAGAGUGGGACGACAGUGGCUGUUAAAAGACUGUUCGAAACGUUUGAGGCGAGGGAUAAGGAGAAAUUCCUGCAAGAAGUUGAUGCUCUGAUGGCAGUGAAGCAUAAAAAUAUAGUGCGAUUCCUGGGAUACUGUUAUGUCGAAGAAAUGGAAUAUAUCGACUUUCAGGGUCGUAAAGUCAUGGCUGCGGCACCACAAAGAUUUCUCUGCUUCGAGUGUCUGCCGAAAGGGAGUUUUUACCCGUAUAUCACUGAUGCACGUCGGGGACUCGAAUGGAAGACGCGCUACCGAAUAAUAAAGGGGAUCUGUGAGGGUUUACAUUACCUUCACAGUGAACAAAUUGUUCAUCUAGAUCUCAAACCUGCAAAUAUACUAUUGGAUGACCAUAUGGAACCAAAAAUAGCUGAUUUUGGUCUCUCGAGGUGCUUUGAGGAAAAACAAAGCAAAAUUAUAACUUUAAAAGCUUGUGGAACACCGGGAUACAUGGCACCAGAAUGCUUUACCGGAGUAAUCACAUUCAAGUUAGACAUAUAUAGUCUUGGUGUCAUAAUCUUGGAGAUGUUAACAGGGGAGAAGCCUGAGGUUGAGAAAGGGCAGAAGGGGCAUCCUGAGGUUAAGGAUGUACUUGAAAGUUGGAAAAGUAGGUACAAAAUGUCACAAGGUGACAAUUGGUUGGAACAUGCUGUAAGAGUGUGCACUGAGAUAGCCAUUAAGUGCAUUGACCCUAACCCAGAAAAGAGACCAGAGAUACAUCAUAUAAUUGAGACCCUUGUUAAAACUGAAAGCACAUAUGGUUUUAUCGAGGAUGUCACCCCUAUCUCACUGAACCCCAGGGAGCCAGAAGCUGAAGAGAAGCCACAAAAAUCACUUAAUGUGAAGCAGCAGGCUUUGCUGCAAACUGAAAGGCAAGCAACAGAAGCUGCAAAACGAGAACAUGCUGAAUCUGAACGGAGAAAUGAAGAACUAACUAAAAUUGAGCAACUUCAGGAGACUGUCCAGAGGCUGGUGGAGAAAAUGACCAACAAGGAGUCUGAGAACCAUGUGCUCCGCCAACAGGCUCUUGCAAUUUCUCCUGCGGCAAAAUCAUUAGCUGCAUAUCCAAAGUCUCCUUUCCAGCUGAAAACUCCGGAGAAUGGGAAUUCUCUAAAUGGAGAAGUGAAAUCAUCACCAGAGCUUGAAGCUGAAGAGAAGCCACAAAAGUCACUUGACGAGAAGCAGCAGGAAAAUCAAGACCUCCUGACCACGAGUGAACUUUUAAAGAAACUGUCAGAAGAUCUGGGAUUCUCCAUUGGUAAACCUAUUGCAGCUUGCCCUAUCUACUGGUGUAACAUCCUAGAUUUUUUUUGGACUGUUAUUAUUGUUGUGAAAAAUAUGGCUUUCAAAAAAAUUUCGUGUGUGCAAUUAGCUAAGAUAACUAUAAGAUUGUGUUCUAUGACCCUUUCUAAUUCUUAGUAAUUUAAAAUUUAAAAUUGACCGCUAGGAUUAUUUAAAUAUAAGUGUGAUUUUAUUUGGAAUUUAUUGGACUUAUUCGGAUUUAUUUGGAUAAUUUGAAAUUAAUUGUGUUUGAAUUGAGUGGAUUUUAAAUUUGAAUUGUGCCAUUUGAAUUUAAAAUCAAUUGAAAUCUAAAAUCAAGACCCUAAACUAACUAUCAUACCUGACCCGCUAACUAAUCCGGCCCCCUAAAUAGCCUAAUACCUACUCGACCGUAACCCGGAUCCAGCCCAAUCCCAUAGCUCGGCCUAAACCCAACCCAAACCCACACACACAACCCAGCCGGCCCAGCUCGGCCUAGCCGCAUACCAAUGGCCAAGCUCGGCCUUCCAACCUCGUACGUAGCCAACACCAACCGCGCG
Panicum virgatum (switchgrass) is the source of this 2200-nucleotide messenger RNA. RefSeq names its product cysteine-rich receptor-like protein kinase 13. The transcript has 13 exons. Gene Ontology annotation, biological process: protein phosphorylation. NCBI's taxonomy places the organism in Eukaryota, Viridiplantae, Streptophyta, Magnoliopsida, Poales, Poaceae. The record is from RefSeq and is a predicted model, not a curated record. The coding region runs from base 438 to 1799 and encodes 453 amino acids. Gene Ontology annotation, molecular function: ATP binding; protein kinase activity.